Cladocopium goreaui is the source of this 1375-nucleotide messenger RNA. The record is from the annotation of a GenBank genome assembly. NCBI's taxonomy places the organism in Eukaryota, Dinophyceae, Suessiales, Symbiodiniaceae.
UGUGAGCCCAGUGGCUGCCAUGGCCGAGCCAUCGUCAUCAAGCUACCUGGCAAGACGACUGCCGGUUGCAAGCGUAGCUGAACAGCUCACUCAUUUUGAAGGCAACCAGCGGAAGUCUUCAUACAUUGAGAGACGAGCGCUGGCAUCUGCUGUCACUACUUCAGAUGUUUGCCAUGGAACCUGCAAUAGGAGCAAACCUGACAUUGAGGACGAUUCCGUUCGAACUUCGAAAUACAUUGACCGAAGGCAAGGCCCGGAAGCAAGGCAAAUGGCUGAAUCCCUUCCGAAACUAACCAUCCUAGAAUUUCAUGAAAGUACUGACAAAUCCGGAUUUGACCCCAAUUCCACCAGUGUUCAGAGACGGGUGUCAAUACAUGGUGACGGAAGCCGCAUCAGUUGUGCAGUGGCUGACCUGGCAAAACCACAUGCUUCUCCAGGCGACGGUCACUCUGACGUUGCCACAUCAGAAACGGUGUUUCUGAACAUUUACGAUCUGGGCGACACCAGUGCAAUUCAGAAUCUCAAUGUCAUUUUAAAACCACUAGGAGGCGGAGCUUUCCAUGCAGCAGUUCAGGUUUAUGAUCAAGAGUGGAGCUUUGGUGGCCUGAGCGCAGAUUCAGAAGACCAAGGUGACGAAACUGGCAUAUGGAGCUGCACUCCACAGAUGUGCAAGCAGCACUCCUUCCGUGAAUCAAUUGCAAUUGGCACCACAUGCUUGUCGCACAUUGAUGUGCUAACCAUUCUUGGUGAAAUUUGUGAUGACUGGCCCAUGAACAGCUAUGAUUUGCUACGUCGCAACUGUUGCCAUUUUUGCGACGAAUUCUGUCGUUUGUUGGGCUUGGGCCCACUUCCAGAGUGGGUGUUGAAUUUGGCGAAGGUGGGAGCUGCUUUAGACGAUAGUCUUUCAAUAAUGGCACGGAAACUCCGUAUCGCAAUGUCUUCUGCAAAGAAAUUUAAUCUAACACGGCUGAAACUGAAAAAGGAGUGCUGCACCGAAUUUGUUCUUCCCAAGGGAAAACCAAAGUGUGGCCUCGUGUGGAUGCAUGGCUUGGGUGAUGAUGAGAGCGGAUGGGCAGAUAUGCUAGAGGACGAGUUCAUGGUUCCAGCUGCCUUGGGGCCAUGCAAGUUUAUUCUCCCUCGUGCGCCACGCCAGCGAUCAAGUUGUAAUGAUGGGGAGAUCCUCACGAGUUGGUUUGACAUUUCCCGGCUGCCAAUCUCGCACCGAAGUGCCCCGCAUCAUGGCUGUUCAAUAGAAGAAGCUCUGUCAUCUUGUGGAAGAGUCCAUGCUGCCAUCGACAAGCUGGUCGAUGAAGGAAUUCCACCUCAGAACAUCGUAGUUGGAGGUUUUUCUCAAGGUGGGGCAAUGGCAACUUGA